AAAGGGAUUUGACAGUUGCGGGUCUCGAGCCGAUCCUCCGGUUACUUCCUCGGUGGGACGGAGACGAUGGCGGCUGCUGCCUGCGGCCACAGCGCCGCGGUGACGGCCGCCGUUAACGGCAAGAAACCGCACACCGGCCGGGAGCACAGCCGCAGGAACCGGGAGAACUCCCGCCGGAGACAAGCCGCUCUUUUGUUCCUCAGUAACAUCUCCCUGGACGGGCGGCCGGUCCAGAGUAAUCCGGCCGAGAACCACAAAGACGCCGAACCGGAGGGAGCCGGCUCCGCGGCGGCCGCUGGAUGUCCGGAGCCCGGCAACAAAAGCAGCUACGGGACGUUCUCCGGCGUGUCCGCGGCACCGAGGACGGCGCCCCUGAACGUGCCGCCUAUCCUGGUCCUGCCGUCGGACUCGGGCUACAACGACGUGGGGAGCGCCGAGGUGCUGCUGGGGUGCCGCCGAGGCUCGCUCUCCUCUCCCGGGGACAGCAACCUGCUCUCCCCGUCCACCUCCAACACCAGCCUGCUGCCGUCGCCGCUGGGACCGCGGAAGUCCUCCACGCUGCUGUCGGUCCAGAGCUGCAACUCGGUGUCCUCGGAGCCCAGACACAGAACCCGUAACCUCUCCGGCGGUUCUCCUCGACCUCGACACACCAAGAAGAUCCACUUCAUCAAGAACAUGAAACAGUACGACACCAGAGGCAGCAGGAUUGUGCUCAUCUGUGCUAAGAGGUCGCUGUGUGCUGCCUUCUCUGUUCUGCCCUACGGAGAGAGCUUCUACCUCAGCGACCCCACGUUAAACCACCCCAGGAGGAGACACUCGUCUGGAAACAUCUCCACCACCCUGGAGAUGCUUCCGGGGCUGGAGGGCUUCCACCUGGACACCUAUGGACGGUCGGUGUCGUACGCCCAGUUCCUGUAUCCCACCAACGCUCUGGUGAGGCAGAAACCGUCGUCCACCAGCGACCUGACGCUGCAGAUCCCAGUUUCCAGGAGCGCACACAGUAUGACGGGCAGGAACUUCCCACCCAGCCGCCUGAACAGCACCGUAGGACUGGACCUGGGUCUGGAAGAUGUGACCGACUACGACCCCAACAUCCUCAGCGACCCCCAGUGGCCUUGUGGGAAACACAAACGAGUGCUGAUCUUCGCCUCCUACAUGACGACCGUCAUAGAAUACGUCAAACCGUCCGACCUGAAGAAAGACAUGAACGAGACUUUCAAGGAGAAGUUUCCUCACGUCAAACUCACCCUCAGCAAAAUACGCAGCCUGAAGCGGGAGAUGCGGGUCGUCGGGGAGGAUUGCGGCCUGCAGCCCGUCACCAUCGCCAUGGCGUUCGUCUACUUUGAGAAGCUGGUGCUGCAGGGUCGACUCAACAAGCAGAACCGGAAGUUGGUGUCAGCUGCCUGCAUCCUGUUAGCUGCCAAGAUCAGCAGCGACCUGAAGAAACAGGAGGUCAAACACCUCAUCGAUAAGCUGGAGGAACGUUUCCGGAUCAGCCGGAGGGAGCUGAUAUCGUUCGAGUUCACCAUCCUGGUCGCCCUGGAGAUGGCGCUGUACCUCCCCGAGAGUAAAGUGAUGCCCCAUUACCGGCGGCUGGUGCAGCAGCAGCAGCUGUAGAGGAACGCUGCUGCUGUUCCCUGGAAGCACCUUCAAGUUCCAACACUGUGACCAACAGACGGAUCCUGGAGGGUUCAUCCUCCUCAGACUGUGACGGUGGUUCGACUCCAGUGCCUGGCUCAAAGGCCUCCUACCCCGCAGACACCAAAGUGAUGAAACACUGUGAGUUCAGCAGCAGCAGCAGCAGGACUGAUGGGACCAAUGGAAGUCAUCACAGCCCCUCCAAAUCAUGUCGCACUCACAGGAAUACUCAUUCUUUAUUUUUAUAUGGGACCUUUUCGACCAUUUUAGACAAAAUAGUAAUUAUUAUUGAACCAGGAAGCCGGGGAGGGAUGUAAUACGCACAGAAAACAGAAUAUCUGAGAUUUAAGUUGCAAAUUCAUAAGAAAAAACUCUAAAAAUAUUAAAUAUUAAAGACUUACAGGAACUAAAGUCAAUUCUUUAUUUAUUUUCCUUCUUGUGUAGGAACCACAUCCAUUCACAUUUCCUCUUCACACAUCAGUGAGGAGGUGAUGUUAACGAUAAUGUGGUGAUUCUGGGCUAAAUUCUAGAGUAUUUACUUGAAGCUAAAUUAAAGUUUCCACUGCAGGAGUAAUAAUUGACCAGCUGUGGUGUCUGUGAUCUGAAUCCUUGACCAGAAAAAUCCUAAUUUUCUUGCAGAUUUAUGAGUUACAAGAAUAUUUUAGAGUUUUUUAAUCUCCUCAUGAAUUUACAACUUUAAUCUCUGGAAUUCUGAUUUGUUUUUCUCAGAAUAUUUCCAUAAUAUUCAUUUAUUUACUUUUUAAAAUUAUUAUUAUUUUGCACCUGCAUUGACAUUAAUAUGCCGUAAACAUUUACACCUUUGGUUGUUGUUUCUGUAGGUUUUGGAAUGUUUCCCAGAUAUUUUAGUUGCUGAUAGUCAACCAAACUCGUCUCUCCAUGUAGUUUCUGUUUAAACUUGUUCGACUACUUUAUCAUCGUUUAUUUGCAUAUUGACCUAAAAGGAACUAAAAAGUUGCUCGAUCAAACCAUUUUAAAGGAUAACUUCACUAUUUCAAAUCUGUCUCAUCAGCAUAUAAAUACUGAAAAUGUCUUCCUUCUGUUGCUGUGAUUCCAACAGAGAGACACAAAUUUGGAAUUUUACACUAAAACAGUCUCAGUUCAGACAGAUUUUCUAACUCAAGACCGCUGAAGAAUCAGAUUUACUUGUCUGUGUAGUUUCUCAUUCAUCCAGGUCAUGGUUAUCCAAAGUUCAGUUCAGUUCAGGCUUCUUCAGUUCUACAGAACUGAAGAAGCCUCUUGGAUGAGAGGUGAAACGUCUUCAAGGAACCUUCUUAAAGUCCAGUUGGAAUGAUUUAAACAACUUUGGAUAAUCAGAUUUACUCAAGAUAAAGUUGGGAAAGACUAGAUUUUGUCCUCCAUCACAUCUCUGAAGCACAAAAAUCAGAACAGAUUCAAACAAAACCUGUUUUAAUGUGCAUAGAAACACCUUAACUUUGCUUUACGACUAACCUGAAUAAUUGUGCCGUUAUCCUUUAAACCAGUUUUAACCAUCAGAGUCCUGAAAACAAUCAUGUGCACUCGACAAUCAUUUUACUGUAAGGUGGAAAAAACUCUUAGAGCAUUUCUGGAAAUGAGGGGAAACUUUAGUUUCUAAUUUAAUCAAAUCUGAACUUUUGUGCUUCUAGUUCUGAUGUCAGGCUUCAUUUCUCUGAACUUCCAGCUGACGAGUUUUGAAUUAUCAGCCUUGGUUUCUUGUAUUUAUGGUCGACACAUUUCCACUUUGUCUUCACAGCUCCGUCUGGUUGGACUUUAUUUUGGCGAGCUAAGAUUCGCUGGUGACAUUUUCUAAACAUCAGUCAGAGUUUGGAUGUUGAAGUGCCUUUACUGAAGUCGGCUAUCGCUGAGGAGGAGCCACUUUUUAGAAUUUUUCCCUCGAUUUUAGUGAUUCAAACCAGCAGCUUCGUCUUUUCUUCACCUCUUCUGUGUUUUUUUAUUCCAGUCUUGAGCUCAUUCUUCUUCUUCUGUGUCAUUUUGGACAUAGCUGUGAUGAGAAACUAGUCAGCUUAGACUAAAACACAUGAAACAAAUCCUUACAUCGACACCUCUGCUGCAGUAACAACUUCCUUUGAUUGUCAGACAGGAAGUACAGCCGUGACGUCCUGUGAAAUUAGUUUCCUUCUACAGCUAGUUUGGUUGCUUGAUGUAAAAUUAACAGCAUUUAAUCUUCCAAAUGUGGCUCUGAUCUUCCCAAAUCUGACAAACAUGACCAGUGUUUUCUUUGGAAUUGCACCAGAAGGGUGGAAAACACAUUAAAAACCAGUGUUAAACUUUCCACAUCCAUCUGCAGACGUUGGGAGGGUUCAUUCGUGGAAUACGUUAACGUCCAUCUACAGCGUAUGUAAUAAACAGAAUUCUCUGACCAGACUACAGGGUAAUAAUAUUAAAAUAUGGAGUAUAUUCGUAGUUAAAACAUUUAUUGCAUUCUGUAUUUUUAUGGGCUGCAAUAGCUGAAAGAAGCUCACCACAGCUGAAGACACAAAAACUGCAGAUUAGGUCGAUAUUUAAGGCGGAAUUUUAAAACUAAGAUGAAAAAUGUAGUUGAAAGAUUUUAUUAACCUUGAUCUGGCUGCUGUCAGUUUCUGGAUGUUUCAUUAGCACUAGAGCUAAAAUGAUUGAUUAGUUGAUCUGCAAAUCAAUCGGUUGUUGGCAUCUUUUUGCCCUGACAUUGUAUAGAUAACAAGAUUAAUGAUCCCUAAUGAAAACUAUAGAUGUCCUGAUUCCAUCUUAAAGAUCAGAAUCAGGACUGAUUGAGGCAUUUUUAAAAUGAUCAGAGUUGGAAUCUAAACCUGAUCAUUUGUUUUUGUCUGGUGUCACACAGGUGUUGAAAAGCUAGAGCACAGUUUGUAGUGGAAUGCUAGAGAUUCUGUUUUCUUAAAGCAAGUAUUUAAAGCAAUAUUCUGCAGCAUUAUUAAUCAAUAGUUGAUUAAUCAAUAACAAAGUGAGCACACUGUUAUUUCUGAUUUAGUCAUGAUACAGAUUGUAAAGGUGUUUCUGUCCUGGUUGAUCCCAGCUCCUCUAAAAACAUAUUAGCACUAGUCAGAGGUCAUUAAGCAUCUCAUGAAUCUUUGUCAUGGUGGCCGUUGCCAACAUGAACUGCAGUCUAAGUGACGCCUCUUCUGGUCUCUACAGUAUUAAACAGGAAGAGGCUCCACCUGGUGGAACAACCAGGUACUACAGCUGAUCUACAUUUACUGACAUCAUGUACUUUGUCUUCUGCCCUAAAAUUAUUAAGCGAGUCUAAAAACAGUCCAAAACCAAGUCAAGAACCGGUUUAAAAUCGUCCAAAAAGCUAGUCUGAAACUAUAUUUAAAGCAGAAUAAACAAGACUGAAACCAAGUCCAGAACUGGUCAAAACCAGUUUUAAAUCAGCACAAAAGCUAUAUUCAACUGGUGUGCAUGAGUUAGCUUUGGUCGGAGGUCAUUAAGCAACACAGAAGUCUUUGUCAUGGUGCCCCUUUGCUAGCUAAACUCCCACAAUGCUCUCUGCUUUAACAUAAACUGUAGUCUGAGUGACGCCUCCUCUGGUCUCUACAGUAUUAAACAGGAAGAGGCUCCACCUGGUGGAACAACCAGGAACUACAGCUGAUCUAUAUUUACUGACAUCAUGUAGAUAAUACAGGUUUUCUACAUCUUUGCACAGAACAUCCUAAACUUUAACACUACGUUUAGACAGAGUCCUACUGCAGCUUUACCACAAGGUUCCUGAACACCUACAGAACAUUCAGGAACAGACUGGAGGCAGAAAUGCAUUUUUUUAAAUGCAUUUCAGAGAUAUUCAGUUGUCAAGCAGAUAAAUUGGAUUGUUUUUAUUAGCUUUAAUGUACCUAAAGUGUGUGUUAUCAGGAAAAUGGCAUCGGAUUGGGACAAAAACCUGAUAAGGACGUCUCAUGGUAGUAAUAGUUGCAGCUCUAGUAAACACCCAACACUUCGACAUUUUGUGCUGCAGAUGUGAUUUGCAUUAAAGUUCUGGGUGGAGACUCUAAACUUAUCAAAGCGACACUUCAGCUCUUUAUCGGUACAACAGACCUGUAAUGACUGACUUUUAUUUUCUGAUGCUGAGACAGAAAACAGCAGUUUCCUGAAGUGGACUAGAUAAAGACGUUGUUUAACAGAAGGAACUCACAGACUUCCUCAUUCUGUGUGAGGAGGAACACCACAGUAACCUUUCUGCAACCUUUCUGUUUAGGGAACUACCUUAUUUAUUGUAUUUUCACUGUAUCAUAAAGGGACGAAUAUUUAACCCGACCGAAGCCUCUGACGGGAUGUUUGUGACGUUUCUCCUUCGUGUUGGAGGGAAAACAAACUCCUCCCGAAGAGCUCCGGUUGUUUUUGCACUUUGCCUUUUAGCUCCACGAUCCUGAAUCUUUAUUUUAUCACUGAGGGUAAUAUUUUUCUACAUGUGUUGUUGUAAUGUUGUACAUUGAAAACCGGCGAGUCACUGAACUUUAUUUAUAGCUGAUAAAAACUCCAGAUAGAGAAUCGUGUUUGUUCUAUAAACCAUAAAACCUGCAGCAGAUCAUUUAACUGAAAACAGUUUGGAUUAAACAUGAUUCUUCAUCUCCGGAGUUCAUGCCGACACUCUUCCGCUGAUGUUGUUUCCUCUCUCGAGUUGUUCGUGUUUUGCAGUUGAGGUUCGUCUUCUUUGAGAGUCGGAGCAGGAGGGUUAGCAGAGUUAGCAGGAUAACUCUGGGUGUUUAUUCUUUAAUAUGUGGUCCGGCUUUACUGAUUUUUUUGGAGUUGUGUGCAUAGACUUUGUGAGAGUCAAUAAUAGAUCCAAAGUAGAAGAAACAAAAAGCUAAAUGUUGGGUUUGGGUUUGAGUUUCUGCACAAAAAUGUAAGCAGUUAUUGCUCAUCAACCCUCUGAACUCCAAGCAGCGUUUUCUGAGUGUUUUUCAUUGGUUCCUGUCUCAUUUUUUCUUCACUGUUGGUUAAUUUUUCUCUGUAAUCUAAAGUCCUGCAGCUCUAUAGAAACAGAAUAACCGUGAAUAUAGGUAGCAAUAACUCAGAAAUGUCUUUUGUCAGUAUGACACAGUUAAAAUGACAAAAAUCUAAUUUUAAAAAGAAAAAACUCAAGACUUUCCUCGAUGGAAGCAGAACAACCAUGAAGAAGGAGAGAAUUCUUUGUGCAGACACAGUUGCGAUGCCAAAAGUUGAAUUUCUUUCAUUAUUAAUUUUUCUAAAACUUUAAAAACUGGAAUCAGCUUGAACAGCAUUUUUCUAAGUAACAAUACUGAAAAAAAACUGAGCUUUACACAGCCUGCAGUUCAGCCAAGUUAAACCGAAUUGUUUCCUGAAUUUUCAGUACCAGACUGUGGGUCACAGACAAGUCAGUAACAGGUCUAUGAAUAUACAGAGGAACUCAGAAUUUUUUCCUUUUUUACAGAAUCUGGCUACUGUAAUUGGUUUAUUUUUGGCAAAAUUUUAAAUGAGACAAAGAAUAAAGCGAUUUCUGAUGAAAUACUCAGAUUUUAAAGUUUUCCAACAGAGCGACAGUCAGGGAAUGUUGGAAUGUCAAAAAACACGAUUGUUUCUGUUUAUACAGUUUUUGGCUCUAAAUUAAAAAGAAAAAAUGUAAUUAUUAAUCUAUUUUUUCAUACCUUUCAGAACUUGGAGUUCAGAGGAUUAAAUCUGUUUAGCUGUAAAUCAUGAAUAUCUCAAACAAACUGUGUGAAUAUCAAGUCUACGUUUGUUUUUUUCAGGAGUUAUUUUUCAUAUCAGUCUGAAUUAAAUGUCAUAAAACUCUAACCCUGAAAAAAAAAAUUAACACAGACUUGAUGUUUACUGGAAAAUUACACAAAACUGUUGAUUUUUCUUUUCAGUUAUACAGAAGUUAAAGUAAUAAAACACCUGAUUGGUCCUUUAAGACAGUUUAGAUGUCAGUUUGAGGUUCGUGUAGAACUUUAAAAUGAAGUUUUUUCUCUCUCCUGCUCCAACAAAUAUGCAGAAGACCAAUCUUUGCUCUAUUUGCACUUAAACACUCCAGAGUAGAGUCGUGUGUUUAAACAGCAGGACUUCCUUGAUUUAAAUGUCUAAAAUAAUAAAUAUGUUGUAAGAAACAUGUUAAAUACACAACUCUGCUUGAGCGUAGAAACACGAUCUUCCAAAGUCAUCUUCUCUACAUUAGAGAUUUGUGAUAUUGAUUCUAUGCAGCUUUUCUUCUGUCCGCCGACCUUCAUCUUCCUCCUCUUCCUCGGUGUGUUUACCUGUAACGUGCCACAGCGUUUAUUUUUCACUCUUAUUUAAACCUCACGUCAUGUUUAGUUUAUUGUUUUGUAUCUAUUAUUGUUAUUUUAUUCUACUUUAAGCACUGUAACGCUGAAAAGGGAAUUUUAUUCACGUCUUCCAUUUCUAGUUCUUCUUUUUACAUCUUAAGUUAUUUCUCUGUUAAGUUAAUUUUUGUAUCGUGUUUGUUUUCUGUCCGACAACGUGGUCGAAGCAUCACAAUGUAAACAUGUGGAAAUGUUAUUUAUGUUGUUGUUCUUGUUGCCACUUUUAUAUCGAACACAUUUAGUGAUUAAAUACAGUUUUAAAAAGGUUCUGGACGUGUUGCGACGCAACAAGAGUGACUAUUUUUAUUGCAACCCGACGUUGACCUUUAAUGGUGUCUCAUAGUAACUAGUAGUUCCACUUUCACUGCAAAACUAGAGGAAAAAAAGUGGAUCAAAAUAUAUCAAAAAAUGUUUUGUAAAACAUGAAGACCAGAUACUGUUUAAACUGCCAAUGUUCAAUUCAAUGUCAUUUAUUUUCAUUAAAAACAUGUAAAAUACA
Molecule: messenger RNA, 8427 nt
Organism: Amphiprion ocellaris (clown anemonefish)
Lineage: Eukaryota; Metazoa; Chordata; Actinopteri; Pomacentridae
Gene: cables2b
Product: Cdk5 and Abl enzyme substrate 2b
Exons: 10
Coding region: 67-1617 (516 amino acids)
Biological process (GO): regulation of cell cycle
Source: RefSeq, a predicted model, not a curated record